Phyllotreta striolata is the source of this 1435-nucleotide messenger RNA. The record is from the annotation of a GenBank genome assembly. NCBI's taxonomy places the organism in Eukaryota, Metazoa, Arthropoda, Insecta, Coleoptera, Chrysomelidae.
CCGGCUCCGGUGUUAUUCUCGAUUCUCAGUUGCGUUCGAACGUUUGUUGAGGUUGCUUGCACGUUCUACGCCAUCGUAGACUCGAUUUUAUCGCGUGUUUUUGUACCAGUCGAAUUUAUGGAUAAGCGAGGGUAGAUUUUCUAAUUGUUGUUAUGGCGAACUAUAGUGUCUCUGUGAAAAGGAGUGCUAGUGAUUUGGAGGAGCAGAAUUUAAUUUUGUACAGGAAAAAGACUGAAGUUCGCAAUGAUCUUGACAAGGAGCCUAAAGACUUGACGAAUAGAAAUAUGUUUCCCAGUACUCAGAUUAAAAUGAGAUUGAUGUCGCCCAGUACUUCUCCUGCCACAUCGCCCACCAUGUCCAAUUCCUCGUCGCCGACGCCUCCCGCAGUCAAUUACAACAAAAUCACGGGAAUCCCCUGCGUCGCCGCCGCCUCCAGGUACACGGCGCCGGUGCACAUCGACGUCGGCGGUACCAUCUACACCUCCUCUUUGGAAACGCUCACCAAAUAUCCAGAAUCUAAACUAGCUAAGCUCUUUAACGGAAGCAUACCGAUCGUGUUGGACUCUUUAAAGCAACACUACUUCAUAGACAGGGACGGUGGGAUGUUCAGGCAUAUACUGAAUUUCAUGAGGAACUCCAGAUUGCUCAUUCCGGAAAACUUCCAGGAUCUCGACUUAUUAUUGGAAGAAGCCAGAUAUUUCGAUAUAAUGCCUAUGGUGAGACAUUUGGAGCAGCUGAAGAAGGAGCGAAUGAAGAACGGCGUGCUGCCGCACAGAACCGGAGGCGGCGGCUCCGAAUCUAAUCAAAAGCCGCUAGAGAACAAUCGCCUGGGCCAGGAAAUGUACGAGUGCGUGGCGUUGCACGUGAGUCCUGACCUGGGCGAGAGGAUUAUGUUGUCGGGGGACAGGUCCUUGCUGGAUGAGGUUUUCCCCGAAACGAACCAGGCUGUUAUGGACGCCAGAUCGGGGGUGGCUUGGAACCAACAGGAUGCUCAUCAUGUCAUUAGAUUCCCAUUAAACGGUUAUUGCAAACUAAAUUCGAUGCAGGUGAUAACGAGGCUGUUGAAUGCUGGUUUCAAAAUAGCUGCCAGCAAUGGGGGCGGCGUGGAGGGGCAGCAGUUCUCCGAGUAUUUGUUUAUCAGGAAGGUGUUGCCGGGCUGAUGGGGAACGGUCGAUUGAUCGAUAUAGACAAUCAAUAUAUUAAAAAAAAAACUGUACAGUCUUUGUUAAUGAAUUAAUUCGUCCGCGUUCUCUCGCCAGUGGAACGGGGCUCGCUUGAGAAGUUAUAUUUUUACGGAGCGUUUCUAAUGAGAGAAAUGUUUUGAUAGUGCGUAAAUUAUUUAAUUUUUCUCGUUUUAUUGGAAGGUGUUAAGAAUCGAUUAAAUCGGCUCUGCGUUGGUUUCAAAAACACGAAGCGAACGAGCCGUUAAACCGUU